CACUGCUGAUAACUUAUCAGUUAUAAGCAUUGGCAACAUGGCAACAAAACUAACCUCCAAGCUUUUACAAUCUUUGUUAUAAUCUGUGCCUUCAAGCGAUUUCACUAAUUUGAAUGCAAACACGUCAAAAUAAAACAAAACGUUUCGGGGAAGUCCUAAAUGACGUGGAAUUUGCAUAUCAGUUUUUAAUCAGGAGAUAGAGUUUUAUUUGUUGUUUGUGUUAGGUACAUACCUAUUUGAUUAGAAAUCAUGGAUGAGGAAUACCCCCAGGGGCGGUGCAUGAUUUGCAACUAUUCGAGAGUCCAAGAAGAUGUUGACCACGAAAGUACUUACGAUCAUAAGUUUAAUUUUAGGCUAUGGGAAUGGAAACACUACAAAAAAGCCUUGGUAAAAAAUAGGCAUGGUAUAUGUUUGGAAAUAAAACAUUUGGGCUGUGGUCAAUCACCAUGUACAUAUGAAGAAAAUGUUAAUAAAGGGCUAUGUGCAAUUACUGUCCAUCCAAAUCAAUAUGAGAAUCACAGACACCAGCUUAUUUUCGAUUGUUUGAUAAAAAAUUCCAGCAAAAACGAAAUAUACAUUACGGAUAUUUAUCUUGUACAUCCCACAAAUUUGUUUCAAAUAUGUGAGGGAAUCGUUUCUACGGGGGGAUAUAUCAAACUUGAAACAGGUGCUCAAUACAAAUUCCAAGUAAAAUAUGCGAAAAACCCUUUAAACAUCGGUAGCAUUCAAAAUCCUGUUUGCAUAAAUUUUCAAAGCAAUGCUGAUCCCAACGCAAACAAACAAAAAUCGCACGAAGAUCAGUUUACCAUUGCUAGAAACUUGUACGUAAAAAUAACUGAAUACACUGAAGAAGCGAUUUCCACUGAAAGAAGUCCUUUCUCCAAUGAAGAUUGGGAAACGAAUAGCGAAGAAAUAAAAGUCGUUCCACCAACGCAACGAUUGAAAUACGUAAAUAAGUACCCAAUCCCCGAUGAUUAUGUUCUACCUUUGAAGUUUGGUUUACGAUUAGCCAGCGGUUUAAAUCACCAACUAAUUCAUACCAUUCAACAGCUAAGGAAUUUGAUGCAACCCAAUCAUGUGACACUACACAAUUACCGAAUGUAUUUCCAUAUUUUGUUGUGGUUAGAGGAAAUGGGCGAAAUUCUGAUGCUGAAAAGAUACAACAUGUCAAAUGUACUUCUUACCGUUAAAUCCGACAUCCUAGAGCUGGAGGUACCAGGUCUGGCUGAAAAAAGGCCGUCUCUUAUAGCGGGAGACAUGAUUGACAUAAGACUUCACGGAGACCACACUUGCUACAGAGGGGUUAUAAAAAAGAUAAACGAUAAGACAAUUGAAAUCGGAUAUAUUCAUGAGCAUUUGAUAAACUACGUAAAAUCAGACCCCAAAACUGAGAUGGAUGUGAGAUUUGUUUUGGGUAGGUUAAAUUUGGAGAGGCAGCAUGAAGGAAUUGAUAGGACGUUUCUUAGUGGCAUGGUCCCUUAUUUGUUUCCCACAAACAACAUAUGCAGACCAAAUACAAUUAGGCACUUGCCGGAUGCAGACUACAUAAAUCAGACGAUCUUAACGAACCAAGAGCAGAAAAAAGCCGUGUCGAGCAUUUUAUACAACAGCUCGGGAAACGUGCCUUACAUCGUCUUCGGACCGCCCGGUACCGGUAAAACCGUCACCAUCGUCGAAGCCAUCCUUCAGCUGAAGCGAAAAACGGACAAAAAGAUACUGGUGUGCGCCCCGGCCAACGCAGCUUGCAACAUGAUAGCUUCGAAGCUGAUGGUCCACUGCAACAGAAGCGAGCUCAUCCGGGUGCACUCAGAAACCCAAGACAUGCAGUCCAUAGAUCGAUAUCUACGCGACUAUAGCAACAUAGAAGCGGGCAUUUUCAUAAAAACAAGUGCGGGCAAGCUGAACACGUAUCGCAUAGUGAUAACCACGUUGGUUCUGGUUGGUCGUUACGUCAACGAUUACAAACCGGACGUUGUGUUUGUGGACGAAGCUGCGCAGGCGUCGGAACCGGAAUGCUCCAUCGCGAUAGGCUUCUUGAAAAACAGCAAGAAGCAGCUGAUUUUGGCGGGGGAUCCCAAGCAGUUGGGUCCCAAUUGCUGCUCCAACGUUGCCGAAAGAUACGGAUACGGCAAAUCUCUAUUAGAGAGGCUUAUGGAAUUUGACAUCUACCAACCCCAAAACCCUAACUACCCCUACUACAUCACUAUGCUAAAACUUAACUUUAGAUGUCACCCGCUUAUUCUUGAAAUACCUAACAAACUGUUUUAUGAGGGUCACUUAAUAGCCAGUUCUACGGCUGCAUUGAAUGACCCUGUUGGGCAGUAUUUUGUUUUCAAUAAGAAUUUGAAGAAAAAGAAAACUAUUGGUGGCAGAGCCAUUGAAUUCUUCAGUGUCAUUUCAAAAGAAAAACGAGAAGGUAGAUCUCCAAGUUAUUUCAAUCCGGCUGAAGUUGAAAUUGUGAUGAAAUACGUUCACGGGUUGUUAACAUCGAGAUUCGAUGUGCAACAGAGUGAUAUUGGAAUCGUAACUCCAUACAUUAGACAGGUCCACAAAAUCAAAUAUAAACUUAAAGAUGCAAACUAUGAAGAAAUAGAAGUCGGAACCACCGAAACAUUCCAGGGACGAGAAAAACGUAUUAUUAUAAUAAGUUGCGUGAGGGCACAGGAUUCCCUGCUAAAGUUUGACAGGGAGUAUAAUUUGGGAUUUGUGCGCAACUCCAAGCGUUUCAAUGUGGCACUUACAAGAGCCAUGAGCAAGUUAAUUGUCAUUGGAUGUCCAUCUGUUUUGUGCAACGAUUCAAAAUGGCUCGAGUACAUCGAGUUAUCUGAAGAAAACGAGGCCUACUUUGGCGCCCCCUUCAUCCGCAGAACCACCGAGGUUAAGGAACAAAUUUCGCGCAGAAUCGGUAACAUACAGUUGAUUGACAGUCAGUUUAGGCACCAGCAGAACAUUUCUUAAGCAAAAAACGACAACUAAGAAUACUUCUUUAUUUUAUAAUUAUUUUUCUUAGCACUCGGUCUUAAAUUGCUACCAUAUUAACAUUUUAAAUCACAGUAUUUAGUGCAUUUUUUUUAAGCAAUUUCAGACCAAAGCUCCAUUAUUUUUUGACAAUAUGUUAUUCUUAUAUUAGAUUUAAAAAUAUAGUUUUUUACUAAUGUUUAAAAUUGGUAUUUUAGUCCUUUAUAUAAAAAAACAAAAGUGAUAAACAAUGUGAUUUUUUAAUUAAAAAAAACAAAAUAUCACCCA
Molecule: messenger RNA, 3246 nt
Organism: Brassicogethes aeneus
Lineage: Eukaryota; Metazoa; Arthropoda; Insecta; Coleoptera; Nitidulidae
Source: the annotation of a GenBank genome assembly